Molecule: messenger RNA, 9387 nt
Organism: Haplochromis burtoni (Burton's mouthbrooder)
Lineage: Eukaryota; Metazoa; Chordata; Actinopteri; Cichliformes; Cichlidae
Gene: pde4d
Product: phosphodiesterase 4D, cAMP-specific
Exons: 10
Coding region: 4714-6366 (550 amino acids)
Biological process (GO): signal transduction
Cellular component (GO): perinuclear region of cytoplasm; cytosol; nucleus
Molecular function (GO): 3',5'-cyclic-AMP phosphodiesterase activity
Source: RefSeq, a predicted model, not a curated record
UUAUUAUCAUCAUCUCCCCCUGCUGGUAAUUCAACUUCUGCAUGUGUGUCUAUUUCACCCUUUUGCAGAGGCAAAGUGUGAAAUUGACACACGUCUAACAGACAGCGUGUCUAUUAGACGCUUUGCUGUAAUCUCGUAUAGGUCUCUGAGGUGACACUUGUUGGUUCUCUGUGGGUUGAAGUUCAGGAUACUCCCGUGGUUAGAUAUUUUUCCUUUGUGUGUGAUUAAGUAUUUCGGGGAUUCUUUUGCUCUUCUGUAAGAUCGAUGUGCACUAGUCAAGUCUGAUUAGCGUUGGCUGUUUUCUCAUUUGAAAUAUCAGGGUGUCAUGCUUGGAUGUUCAGGUUCGAAGGUGUCCUUUUUACUAAAGGCAAGAACUCUUUCCCCCUUUUGGACUCCUACUAUGGGCAACUGUUGUUACUCUUUUCUGAACUGAGUGGUUUCUUCCAGAACAAAAUGACAAGGUGUGAAUCAGAAGUUAGUGAUUGUGAUCUUUUUGUAUACAACUUACUAGGGCGUCCCUUGGAAAAACCUAGAACCUAUUCUGAUGGUCGUCAAAAAUUGUCUUUAUUGAUGUUUAUUGAGGUCUCAGAACUCGUCAUUAAGGGUACUGGGGAGGUGAUCAAAUGUCUUUUUAUGUGGGAAGGAGUUAAGACUUGUGUAUUUUGGUUGUGUCGUGAUCUCAUCUGCGGAUCUCCUGGCAUAUGGCAAGUGACUCAUUAAAACUUUCUUUCUGUUUUUCUGGCAUCACCGUUUUAGAAAGUCUGAUUCACUUGCAGUGCGACUGGUGCCACACCUGAACAAGAAUCUGGAUCGUGUCACUUCUCUUUUUAACCUAAACCUGUAAGGUUGAGCUUCCCUGUCUUUUGCAAAUCAGCAGCAGCCAGUGGGUGUUGGUGGAUAUCUUCUGUUUUCAUAAUGACUCUCUAAUUGUUGCAGCAGGUAAAGUAAAUACCAAAGUCUGUAAUAUGGACCUGUGCUAAAUUAUGCUUUUCCUGUUAUAUAUGCACACUGCUAUAAUGGCAGGGGCUGUUAUUGAAUGUGGCCAAAGUUUCAAAUAAUGAGGCCAACAGACAAUAUGUGCAAGUAUAACCAGUAACUGAUUAUAUCUCCUCCACUUGUUGCAGUGAUACUUUUAAAUGAUUAAAAGUAUUAUUCUUUUGAUAUUUCACUAUUAGUGUUUCUUAGCAGCUCAUUUCAAGAAAGAGCAAGAGGUUCCUUAGGAAACACCUAGUUUAGCAGCCUCUCAUCACUGAUCUCAGAUCUGUGCGAGGAGAGGUUUCUGCUUUUUCUGAAUAACAUGUAGCUUCCCUUAAGAAUUCAAACUGUCUCUCCCUAAAAGUUGGAUCUAGUUCAGCGAGGAGGGCUUACACAUGCGGUUCAGACUCAUUCUUCAGUGGCUGAAUUAGUGGCUAGUUCUCUUUGCUUUUGCAUCUUGCUGCUGAUCUUAGUUUUCAUAGGUAUACUUUGUGCUAUAAAUGGUACAUGGACUAGUAUUUGUGUGGUACAGCCCGUUUCCUAACAGUCAUGCACUAUGUAUUGGCCCUGUGACACAUUUUUACGUGUGGAUUGGAGGAGCCGGGGGAUCGAACCACCAACCAGUCUUACCAUUACCUGUUUGUAGCCUUCCUACAUAUGGAUUUCCUCCUUGGUGUCUUCUGUAUGUCAUGAAUGGGUGACAGACCCAUUUCAUCUAUAACACUGACAACAAUUAAAGUGUUCCUGCUCCCUCUGCGGAGAGGGGGCGUCUGCUGCCCGAAUAAAUGCAGAAUGUGAGAAACGAAAAAAAUACAUUGAUCUGGAGGUGUUGCGAGCUAUAUAUACACAGCAGGAACAGAUAUUUUUGGUCACAACACACAUCUAUGCUCGGUGUGACACUUUCCAAUUUUUACCCAAUAGUUUGAGUUCACACCUCUUGGCUAAGCUAUUGCUUUGUGUGUGUUUGCGUGACAGCGAGUGGGAGUUUGUGUGGAUUAGUGAGGUGUAAGCGGGCAUUGUUUAAACUGUCCACCUGAGAGGAGACCAUGUGUUGUGCGUGCACACAUGUGCGUGUGUGUUGGGCCUGUGCUGGCCUGCUUGGCUGUGAGUCAAUCAAAGCGACUGGAUCUCAGCGAGCCGGUGGGCUCAUCUGUUCCAGUGUAGCUGUAAAUUACUCACAGUGCCAAACAGGCUGUGGAAGUGGGGCGUAAAGUAAUCAGAGACAGAUUUGGUCCCUUUUCAAUCAAUGUAAACACUCGACACAUGCAUGCACACAUGUGCGUUUACAUACACAACAUGAAAAAGAAAGAACAGACUCUAAAUCUAAAGAAACGCAGGGGCUGUGGAUGUUUUGUGUGGGUGUGCGCAAGUUUCAAUAACCUGAUUAUGGUUCAAAUUUUCACUGUUUUUUAAAGAUUCAAAUUUUUAAAAAGAAGUUUAUAUGAACCAUAUAAAGAUCUGGAAUAAUCUUUUUAACUUUGACAAUUGUAAUUUUAUAUUCUGUUUAUUAAUGCUCAUCAGCAUCACUAAGGCCUCUUGCAGGCAGCCUUUGCAGUCCUUUCGACGUUAGCUAUGUUAGCGGCCGACAUCAUCCCCGACAUUUAUGCUUGUGUGUCAUGAAUUACGCGUUAAUUACCGUGCGGUUGUGUUCCACUGUUUUACAUGUGGUGCCAGCCGAUAGAAAUUAAUAAAAUGCUGGGCCUUUUUUCCCCUCAUCUCCCAGAUGUUUGAUGCCGCCCUUUUUUCAGGGGCAAACAUGCUCUUCUCUCAAGUUUUAUCUCUUCAUUGUACAUUCCCUGCCCUGCAACAGACUGGCCAUCUGUCCAGGCUGUACCCUGCCUCUCGCCCUAUGGUAGCUGGGAUAGGCUCCAACCACCCCCACAACCCUAAUAAGGAUAGGACCAUGCGUCAGACACCCCUGGUUUAUGGGGUGGGGUAAGUUAGAUGGUGGUGAUGAUUAGAAAAAUGAUCCAUCAUCAUCAUCAUCACUGCAAUAUUUAUCAGUAAAGCUGUAAUAUCAAAACUUGCACGCUGUCUGAACUCUGAACAUUGAUUGGAAAUGUUUUUGGACCAGUACCUCAACAGGUAAUUUGAAGAGCAUAAACAAGUGUUUAUACUAAGACAUUUCUUUAAAUAAACCAAAGUCCAAAGUAAACAUGUUUUUCACCAAAGUUUGGUUCUGCUUUUCUUAGAAAUACCCCCUGUCCAGAUCCUAAGAAUAGUAUCACAGUUCAAAAAUUUCCACACCUGCAAUUACAAGAAGCAGUCCAGUAAUUAUUUGAGCUUACACAUCUAAUAUCACUCAUUUUGGUAGGACAAGAUUCAGAUGCCCUGUACAUUUGAAUUGCAGCAAACUGCAAACAGCUCUCUGUCAAUGCCCUUUUUUUUCACUGGGACAUCGUUGGUGAGCUGACUCAACGUGGGUUUUCCUGUAAAAUUUCAAAUUUAAGACUUGAGAUUAUCGGCGGAUAAUUCAAUAAUGCUGGAUGUCAACAUUAAAAAAUGACUGCUGGAGACAUGAAAUGCACUCAUAAAGCAUUAGGUGGAUAUACUCACUUUGGAGGUGUUUGUCGCUUGGCGCUGCUUCAGAAAGAAAAACAAAAAACUCCUGCUUGAAUAAGGUUUCGUCUUUUGCCUUCGAUUAAAGCGACGACCUCCCGAGCUUGCUGACACGCACACGGAGCAGCCUGUGUGGCUGCAGCACUUUUAGUUUCUGUCCUAUUGAGCCCACUUCAGAUAACUGUGACGCUCAUUCUUAUUGUAAGACUAAUGAUGGGGUUUUUUUGUGUGUGUGUUUACAUCAUCUCAUCAGUGAUGCUGCUGUGACUCACCUCGCUUGAAUACCGGGGUGGAAGGUGACCUCAGCUUUUUUUAAAUAUUAUAUCAUGUUGGAUGAGGUAACCUGCACUUGUAUAUCAAGCUGUGCAGAAGGUUAGAACAGUUGGCCAUGCAUCUUAUAUGAACAUGUUUUGCAUACACACAAAUGUAGGUGUGUACUGUACACACACACACAUGCAUACACAAACUAACAUCCCCCUUGCACCGCAGGAAUUAAAGGAAAGGGAAGGGGUAGAUUUUUCCACUGACCUCAGUCCCAGCCAAUCAAACAGCAGGCAGUCUCAGGUCUGUUCCAAUCCAAACCAAUCAGAGAUGAUGAUGAGCUCACACUUCUUUCAUAUCCGGGCCCUGAUUCGCUGCCGUCGUACGACCGUGUGAGGGAGGCAGCCUGUACGCUUCACAUGGGAGCUUGUGUCACACAUACAGAAGCAGCCAGGCAGUCCUGUUUGGGAGCUGCUGAGAGAAAAAUUUUGCUGUCCUGGUGCUUUGGCAUCUACUAAGCAUCCGCACCAUCAUCAAUUAUUCACAGACUCAGCAGUGCAUCCCUGUGCCUGACUCUGUGUGUUCACAUGCCAAUCUGUGUCACCGUGUGUGGUCACAAUAUGCUUGCAUCGGAUCUUUGGGGAGACACGUUUCUUCCGCUUCUCUGUCAGAAUCUGUUUUUCUUCGGCUUGGUUCUUUGGUUAUUUGCAGGGCAAGAACGCAAUGCUUCACUUACGGACUCUGCACAGCUGAUUUACUUGGAAUCGAGCUCUGCGGGCUCCUCAGGUUGAGGUCUUUUAACUGGCGGGAACUGCCUUUGUUUUACUAGCUGUCUAGUGUUUUCAUUGACUGAGCAGUAUACCGGACUAUAAACCCGCACCUUUUCUGGUUCUGGAUCAGUUUGCUUGAUUUGUCAAAAUGCCUGAAGCAAAUUAUUUGCUCUCUGUGUCCUGGGGAUACAUAAAGUUCAAGAGGAUGUUGAAUAGAGAGCUCACGCACCUCUCGGAGAUGAGCCGCUCUGGGAACCAAGUCUCUGAGUUCAUCUCCAACACCUUCCUGGACAAGCAGCAUGAAGUCGAGAUGCCAUCCCCUCAAACGCAAAAGGAGAAGGAGAAGAAGAACAAGCCCAUGUCUCAGAUCAGUGGGGUGAAAAAGCUGCAGCACUCAUCCAGCCUCACAAACUCGAACAUCCCUCGAUUUGGGGUCAAGACCGAGACCGAAGAUGAACUUGCUAAGGAGUUGGAGCAUGUGAAUAAAUGGGGCCUUAAUGUUUUUAAAAUCUCUGAAUUUUCUGGGAAUCGACCACUGACAGUCAUGAUGUACACAAUAUUCCAGGAGAGAGACUUGUUAAAAACUUUUAAAAUUCCACUUGACACCUUUAUAACCUACCUGAUGACCUUAGAAGACCAUUACCAUGCCGAUGUGGCCUAUCAUAACAACAUCCAUGCUGCUGACGUCACCCAGUCAACUCACGUGCUGCUAUCCACCCCUGCCCUUGAGGCUGUGUUCACAGACCUUGAGAUCCUCGCUGCCAUCUUUGCCAGUGCAAUUCAUGACGUGGACCAUCCCGGAGUCUCGAACCAGUUCCUCAUUAACACCAAUUCAGAGUUGGCACUGAUGUACAAUGACUCGUCCGUCUUAGAGAACCAUCAUCUAGCAGUCGGUUUCAAGCUCCUGCAAGAGGAGAACUGUGACAUCUUCCAAAACUUGACCAAAAAACAAAGACAAUCACUGCGAAAGAUGGUCAUUGACAUCGUGCUAGCUACAGACAUGUCCAAGCACAUGAAUCUGCUGGCUGAUCUGAAAACAAUGGUGGAAACUAAGAAAGUGACCAGCUCUGGUGUCUUACUGCUGGAUAACUAUUCUGACAGGAUACAGGUUCUCCAGAACAUGGUGCACUGUGCAGAUUUGAGCAACCCCACCAAGCCUCUGCAGCUGUACCGGCAGUGGACGGAUCGCAUCAUGGAAGAGUUUUUCAGCCAAGGUGACCGAGAACGGGAGAGGGGCAUGGAGAUCAGCCCCAUGUGUGACAAACACAAUGCCUCAGUGGAAAAGAGCCAGGUUGGAUUCAUAGACUAUAUCGUCCACCCUUUGUGGGAGACGUGGGCUGACCUGGUCCAUCCGGAUGCCCAGGACAUCCUGGACACGUUAGAAGACAACAGAGAGUGGUACCAAAGCACCAUCCCCCAAAGUCCCUCCCCUGCGUUGGACGAGCCUGAGGACAGCACUCGACCUCCGGGAGGGGACAAGUUCCAAUUCGAGCUCACCCUGGAGGAGGACGGGGAGUCGGACACUGAGAAAGACAGCGGCAGCCAGCCAGAGGAGGAGGAGGAGGAGGAAGAGGAGGAGGAGGAAAACAGCUGUACUGAUUCUAAAACACUCUGUACGCAGGACUCUGAAUCAACAGAGAUACCUUUGGACGAACAGGUGGGGGAGGACGAUGACGAUGAUGAUGAGGUAGUAGAAGAGGGAGAAACACCCUGCUCACAAUCAUGUGUUGUCGAGGAAGAGGUAGCAGAAGAGGAGGAGGAAGAGGAGGAAGAGGAGAAAGCGAAAUCCCCUGACACAUAGCAGUUUAUGGACAGCAUCUGAUUAACUCUUCUUCUUAGUAAUGACAGAUGAUUAUUUAUAGAAUAUUUUUUGGGUUUUGUUGAAUCUGUGUGUGUUUUUUAUACAUCCAUGUUUCUGGUUCCAAAGCGUGCGCUGCUCCCCACCUUGGCCACUCCUCCCUGCCCGCUUUGUUCAGACACGCCCACUGGUACUACUUCAAGUUUUUUUGCACUCAGGAAAACUCCUUUCCAUUCCCAUUUGUACUGAAGUGGUGUGUCUUUAUUUCACCUUUACAGCCCCCCUCCCUUUUACAGGCUUAAGUUUAGGAUGUGGACCAGCAGUUCAGUCUCCUCCGUGCUGUUCUUACUGUACGUAACAUCACGUUUUCCUCCUUUUCUGCUUCAUCUCAGCCUCGCCCGAAGGUUUGCCAGUGUUUCCGUGUUUUAUUAAGUGCCCAUACUCUACAGAGACAGUUGUUGGCGUGUUCAAGGAGAACCUCCCUCUCGGUUAGGUCAUAUCCCCCCCUCCCGCUACAAAUUAGGAGGCACGUUAUGCUGUCAUCCGGUCGAGAAAACCUGACGGGGCGCCGCAGAGAUGAAAGCUGCAGCAUACCGGGGAACUUUUUGAGACACAUUUCUGCUGUGGAAGUCUUCCUUGAAAACCUGACUGACACCAAGCUCAAAUCGAAACGGCUGUGUCGCUGUCCUAGACCUCUUUAAUUUUUUUGUAUCGUACUGUAUGUAAGAUUCAGAUAUUUUCUAGAAUUUACUUUUGCAAUCUUAGGCUCUGUUUUGUUAGAAAUAAAGAAAACGAGGGAACUUUUGGAAACUAAUGGGGGAGAAACGUGUCGUAGAUGUUCAGUGUUUUUUUGUUUUGUUUUGUUUUUUUUCUUGAAGGGGAUAUCUUUACAGCUGGGUUACAUUGAGUGUUCUGAGCUGUUUGCACUUGCUCCAAUAGCAUUUAUACUACUAUUUCCAUGCCACUGUACUCAUAUUUGGUUUGUCCUGUCAGUUUGAAUUUUGGAAUUCAUUCAUAAUAACUAUUGUUUUUGGUGAGCGUCUUCACCGAGAAGGAAGCGUGAAAGCCGAGGUUUUCACACUUCAGUUACAUUGUUACAAGCCUUUAAAUUUAAUUGUCGUUGCCUGCAGUUCUUUUGAACACAUCCUAAGACAAUGCAAUGCUUUGUAGUUGAUACAAAAAGCACCUUUUUUAGAAGCUUGUUUAGUGCUCCAAGUAUACAGAAAUAGAAAUGGUAUUAUAGGGUGAUUUUAUACAAAUGCUACGAAAGCUUUUUAUCGUCCUUCUUUUCAUUUUCUUGCCCUUAUUUGACACGCACAUCAAGAACUGCUGCUUUUUUCCAGUCACUGUGUUUUCUUUUACCUGUUGUAAAUGUGCUUUUCAUCACGAACACAUUUUUGUUUUUAUAGGGCUUUUUUUGCCUACACGACGUUAACUCCAGUUACUGUCUUUGUUUUCGACAAGACAAUCAGCUCCAUCGUGCAGUCGUCAGAUAUCCUCUACAGAUAUCCAGAUACUCUUGCACAGAUGCAUAUAUUCAUUUAUGAUUACAUUUAUUGUUUUAUUUAAACUCGCCAAAACGCGUGCGCACAUAGGCUUGAACGUUGUCGCCCUACAUCACAGCCAAAACUCUUCACUUUUUUCUAUCAUAUUUUAGGCCUCAAUUUAUUAUUUAUUGCUUGAUUCUUUUUUUUCCCCUCUUUGUGUGUGUGUGUGUGUGUGUGUGUGUUUUGGUUUUUUUGCAUUAUGAAGGUGGUACAGUAAAUAUUUUACUGUAGCAUAGACCACAUCGCAGGCUUGCAGGUUACAAUAUCCAAAUAUACUUUUUAACCCCAGUGUACAUACAAUAUUUAAAAGAAAAUCCACCUCUUUAAAGAAAAAAAAACCACUUGAAGUACUGCACACCGCUUUUUAAAGAGUGCUCGUUUUGAUUAUGUGUCAUUUUAAAACUUUUUAUUUAAUCUUUCAUUUUGUGCCAAUACUUUUCUUUCUUUUUCCCCCCCCCCAUCCUCACCCAGAGCCCUUACCUGUAAUAAAAAAAAUUCUGGUUUUAUCGCUGUUUACAAACAUAUAUUUAUUGUGCUGUACAUAAUAUAUAAUUAUUAAUGUUAUUACUAUCAUAAUGCAGUUUGCUGUAAAUGGUUGAUUCUUAUCAUCCCUUUUGGUGAUGGCGUGGCUGUAUUAUGUACCUCUUGUUGAGAGAAUGUUUAUUUACACAUGAAUUUCAGUGUAAAAAAAAAAGAAAAACAACAAAAAAGAAAAAAAAACAAACAAAAACGAUCCAUCGACAUGUUGCUUAGCUGAGAAGUAGCUCAGUGAAGAGAGAAGGAAAGCCAAAUUGUUUUUUUUAAGAAAAAAAAAAAAGAAACUGUUCCUUGGCCCAUGGGCUGUGCCUUAAAUUCAACACGUCAUUUACUUUUAGCCUUUUUAUUUUUUGAAUUCUCUAGUUCUCUUUUUGCUGCAGUGGUGAAUCUUUUUGGCUCGGGUCGGCCCGAUCUCCUGCUGAGAAAAGUUGCCUUUUCCACAAUCACAGCCAAACACGGUUUGCUCUGACUCGCAGCUACGGCGCUGCUUUGAAAAUACGCCGUCGGUGCAGACGUGUGUGGAGACUCGGUUCGACCGCAAGCCUGAGAUUUACCACAUGAGUGAUGUGUGGCCUAUAGCCAGCCGGGUGUCCCCAGAGUCGAGUUUGCUGUAGACCUGGUCUGAACAGCUCACACUUCCUUUACGCUCUGCCUCUACACUCACAGAUGUGAUUCAGCCUGUCAGGAGACGUGAUGCGGGAGUCGCUUUUUUGGCUGCCGCAUCACCUGCUUCUGCGUGGCUGUCUCGCAGCUACAGAAACACUGAAUGGGGCGCAACAGUAGUGUAUAGCUGUUGCUUGACUACGGCCCUACAAAGCACAGAGGCUUCGAGACACAUCUGCAUGUUCAGCCACUGCUGCAUUAAUUAUGGCUGAAACACUGGCGGUGUGUUGCUUAUCUAUGCUCUGCCCGCACGACCACUCACAUUACUUGCAAUAUC